Molecule: messenger RNA, 801 nt
Organism: Harmonia axyridis
Lineage: Eukaryota; Metazoa; Arthropoda; Insecta; Coleoptera; Coccinellidae
Product: MFS-type transporter clz9-like
Exons: 1
Coding region: 1-801 (266 amino acids)
Cellular component (GO): nucleus
Molecular function (GO): DNA binding
Source: RefSeq, a predicted model, not a curated record
AUGCCAAAAAGUUGGUUGGAAAAAGAAAUGGCCGGGGAAGAUUGGUUAACAGCAUUUAUAAAAAGGAAUUCUUCUCUAUCUAUAAGGACACCGGAGGCCACCAGUCAAGCCAGAGCAUCCAGUUUCAAUCCGACAAACGUCUUCAAAUUUUUCGAUAAUUUGGUAAAAGUAUUGAGAAAAUACCAGUUUCUACCGUCUGAUAUAUACAAUAUGGAUGAAACUGGAAUAACUACAGUGCAAAAACCCAACAAGGUAAUAGCUCGUCGAGGAUUUAAACAGAUUGGAAGAAUUACAUCAGCGGAAAGGGGAUCUCUGGUGACGAUGGCUCUUGCUGUUUCUGCUGCAGGAAACAGCAUUCCUCCUUUUUUUGUCUUUCCGCGGGUCAACUUUCGAGAUUACUUUCUACAAAAUGCUCCAAUAGGUAGCGAUGGAGACAGCAAUCGAUCUGGGUGGAUGAUUGAGGCAAAUUUCAUAAAGUUCGCAAAACAUUUCAUUAAAUAUUCUCGAGCAUCUCAAGAUAAACCUGUACUUCUGCUCUUAGACAAUCAUGAUUCACAUCUCUCGAUCGAAGCUCUAGAUUUCUUCAAAAAAUAUGGAGUGAUAGUUCUGUCAUUUCCUCCUCACUGCAGCCACAAGUUGCAGCCACUGGACCGAAGCGUUUAUGGUCCCUUCAAAAAUUACAUAAAUACAGCUGCAGAUGCUUGGAUAACAAAUAAUCCUGGAAAAACAAUGAAUAUCUAUAAUAUUCCACAGUUAGCCAAAGAAGCUUUGCCAUUAGCCUGUACUCCAAAAUUAUUAUAA